This is a messenger RNA of Gadus chalcogrammus (walleye pollock), 5235 nucleotides long. It is a transcript of the gene rce1a, whose product is annotated as Ras converting CAAX endopeptidase 1a. Lineage: Eukaryota; Metazoa; Chordata; Actinopteri; Gadiformes; Gadidae. Gene Ontology annotation, molecular function: metalloendopeptidase activity. Bases 222 to 1190 code for a protein of 322 amino acids. Gene Ontology annotation, biological process: CAAX-box protein processing. The record is from RefSeq and is a predicted model, not a curated record. Gene Ontology annotation, cellular component: endoplasmic reticulum membrane. The transcript has 8 exons.
UGUAUGCGGCAGUGCGUGAUGACGUAGAAAUGCAGCGCCGCCCGGAGACCAAAAAAAGAACUCACUAGCACGCCAGGCUUAUCUUGUUUUGAAAAGGCUUAAACAGGCAAUUACGGAGCUAUAUCGUGUCCAAUGCUUUCCGCGUUGGAUGGUGAAGAAACAAACUUAUUGCCAAAUCAUCACUCCUUUUUUACACGAGCCACGGAUCCGUUUCCCUCGCCAUGGUAGAUGAUGACGAGUUAUUCUCCUCACAUCGGACCAAAGAGGACAUGGAUAUCAAUGGCGAGCUCGUACCCCCUGACGGGCUGUGCUGGAUAUCAGUGUUUUCCUGCUUACUACUCGCAUGUUCCUACGUUGGGAGUUUAUAUGUAUGGAGAAGUGACCUACCAAGGGAUCACCCAACGGUGAUCAAGAGGCGCUUCACAAGUGUGCUGAUAGUGUCUGCGCUGUCACCUGCUUUUGUGUGGACAUGGAAGGAAUUCACAGGUGUAAGGCCAACUCCCUCCUUGCUGGCUCUGAUGGGGAUCCGCUUUGAGGGGCUCAUUCCGGCCGUCAUACUUCCCCUGCUGCUCACCAUGGUCCUCUUCCUAGGCCCUCUCACCCAGCUGGCCAUGGACUGUCCCUGGGGCUUCUUGGAUGGCUUACGGGUAGCUCUUGACCCGUGGUUCUGGAGCCUGUGUGCCAGCGACAUGCGCUGGCUGAGGAACCAGGUGGUGGCCCCCCUCACGGAGGAGCUGGUGUUCAGGGCCUGCAUGCUGCCCAUGCUGGUGCCGUGCGCCGGCCCCGCUCUCGCCGUCAUCACCUGCCCCCUCUUCUUUGGCGUGGCCCACUUUCACCACGUCAUCGAGCUGCUGCGCUUCAGACAAGGGACUAUCUCUGGGAUCUUCCUCUCUGCAGUGUUCCAGUUUUCCUACACAGCGGUGUUUGGGGCCUACACCGCCUUCAUCUUCAUCCGAACCGGGCACCUGAUCGGGCCCGUGAUGUGCCACUCCUUCUGCAACUACAUGGGCUUCCCGGCCGUCAGCGCGGCCCUGGACCACCCCCACCGCACCACCGUGCUGGCCUGUUACCUGCUGGGCGUGGGCCUGUUCUUCCUCCUCCUCUUCCCCAUGACGGAGCCCGCCUACUACAGCCCGCCCACCCCCGUCUGCACCCUGGCCCCCCGCCUCACCUCGCUGUGUUCGUCUUGAGCCCCGCCUCCCGGCCCUGCCCCCUCCCCCGGCUGUCUAGGCUGGGUCUUGGGUCUUGGAUCCGGCCUGGUGGGGACGGCUUAGCCCUGGAGCCCUCCUCCGUUGCCGGCCUAUCCACCAAGGGGGGCAGGGGUGUGAGACGGACAUGCUACGUGCUACGGGCUACCGACCAGGGAAGCCUAGCAGAGCGGUGUUGGUAGCAUCACCGUCGUGGGGGCGUGGUGGAUCACUCUGGGGUGGAAGCCCAGGCCCGUCGGUUGGUAACAUUGACCGGUGCUACUGACGAGCUGCAGCCUUCUGGACACAUGACGGUUGGCUAGGGGGACAUGGUGGGUUGGGAGUGUUACCGUGCAAAUACUGCAACUGUUAUUGCGGUUGGUAUUUCCGAUAAAAGAGUGCAGGGUUCGUAUGGCCGGUCGCAUCACCAGGCAUUCGUUUUGUGAUGGAAUGGAAGUGUUUGUUGUCUAGAGUAACCCCCCACUAUUUGUUUGAGUUGAACCACACCUAUGUUUGCUGCUCUCUAAUGGGGACCAAUUUUAAAGCUACAUUAUACAUCCAUUUGAUUCCAAUAAACAGUCAUCCAAAGGGUUAAGUUCGAAAUUUAAGAAGCAGGCCAUUGUAUUUUUACACUUUUUUUUGCUGCGAGUUCAGAACACAGGUGAUGGAUUCUGGCCCCAGAUGGCAGCAAACUCACAGGCAAAGCAACCACCACGACUAGUUGCAGCUGAAGUCCCGUUUGCCAAUUUAUUCACCCCUUGCUGUUCUCCACAUUUCUUUUCGAGGUACUUCUGUAGUCGGCCAACAACACAACAACAAUACACCCAGCCCCCCCAAAGCUUUCGAUUUGCCAAAUUGGCAGUGAGUGUGUGUGCGCGCUUGUGUGCGUGCGUGUGUGCGUGCGCGCCUGGGGGUCUGAGGGUCUUUUAGUUCAUUUGUUUUACGGUGGUUUCAUAAAAUAACUAGUUGUGUGGGUGGAAUUGUUCCUUCAAAAAAAUAAAGUGUUCAAAUGUGUACUAGAAUGGGGAAGCUCAGAUGUAGGUCACUGGCGACAUGGACACUCUAAACCACUUGGUUCGCAUGCUGCUACAGACCAUAAUUGCAAUACAGAUUAGGGGGAAAUCCCCAAGUGCUUGUACUGAUGACAUUAACAUUUUUAAAGAACGAAGUUUGAAUCGCCAACAUUUCCUUGUGUAGAAUUGAAAUAUGUCUGAUCGGGUAUUUCCACAAUAUCCCCCGUUACAUUCGGUUUCUUAAAAGUAAAUGUUGGGAUUGUUGAAUUCAUCCAUCUUUUUGCUUUUGGUUGUGGAUGCUCUCAACUAGAACGCAUAACACGAUCAUAUUAUUUACCCAUGGUGUACAAGUCUCGACGAUAUGUAAAUGUAGGCUUCUCUGAGCGGGUGUUUCGCUGACCACUGUGCAAUGUAAACGCUCUGAGCUUGAAAUCGGAGUAUUUUUUUAUUGUUAUUUUGUUUAUAGCAAUAAAUGAUAGCGUGUUCUAGGCUAGUGGGAUAGAACUACAAGUGAGAAGUAGAAAUGGUAGCAACAAUGCUGUGUAUGGUGCUUUUGGUGUUGGGCUGCACUUGCUUUGUCUCUCCACCAGAGGGCAACAUAGUUACGUGUCUUUGGUAGAGGCCCUCUUGUGUGAAGGGCCCCUGCAAUUUGACUUGGGCUCAGUCAACCAUCGCUGCAACAAAAUACACUUGACUCCCCAUGUGCUUUUAUAUUUGUAGAUAAUUGUUUCUGGAUUUCCUCUGGCUAGAUCCCAAUAGAGUAGAUUGACGCAUAGAUGAGUGAAUGCAUCAAUCUACGAGCUCGCCUCGAACUCUGACAUCACUCUUCUCGCUGCUCUCCGUGAUCACAUGAUCAGGGUGCUACAGUAGGACACCAAAUGGACUCGGUCUCCCUUUCUACAUUUCUCUUCCCCAACAUUCACAGAUCCCAAAUUUGGUGGUUGACGUAUGAAUUCACGUAGCGACAAAGUAGGCAAUGCUUGCAUCCGACUGUAUUUUUAUCAUCCUCGGUCCUCACCUCGUUUCAGGGAGAGCGGAUGCUUUCUGGGCAGCUACUUGAUGAAUUGCAUAUUACAGAAUCCUGUUCUGUGCCUGCGACAAAGUAUGAAUCUUAACGUGGACUAGAUUAACAUUACAAUGCAGGCGAGGUCGUCAGAACUCUCCACUGGUCUGUGACUGUGCUCAACAGCUGUUGGACGUCACAUUUAUCACCCGUCAAAAUGUGCUUUUAAUUCUGUGAUAUUUAGCUGCUUUUGAAUUUAAUUUUAUAUUUGAAAAAAAAAAAUAGCUUCUGUUCCUAAUUUGAGUUUGACGUGAAAUGUAUGGCACUGGGUGUGUGGCGGCAUCACUCCCCCUUGUACUGAACAAAGACACCGGCAUAUUUAUUUUCUGCAGAACAGUCUUAAUUUUAAUAACCAUGCAUCAUCUGCAUAUACGCUGAACGGACACAAGAAUCUAUUUUUGCUAAGUUAUAUUCAGCGCUGCAGUUUUUGUUUCCAACUACCAGAAUACGAAUGGCUAAACAUGCAUUUUGACCACGACAGAGAUUUAUAAUUGGCCAUAAUUAUAAAUAGCGAACCUCACAGAUAUUUGUACCGAACGCUAUAUUUUGUAGUCAAAUCUAUUUUGGAGAAUGUGAACAGAUUGUACAGACAUCUCUGCGUGUGUUUUACGUUCACGUGCCACAGUUGCACAAUGCAAUCAUCCCGUUGGUCAGAAAGCCUGUUUUAAUAUGCCACUCUUUUACAUUCUUGGACAUCUCAUACUGUAACAAGGUGAAACAUUUGUAAAUAAAAACAAAACGUUUCAGAGAAAUUUGCUUUGUUACUUUCACCGCAGAGACUACACUAAUAAGUCUGACAUUAAUAAACGAUGUUUUCACAUGGCAGGAGUGCAGCGCUGAGUACAAUCAAUUUCACAUGGUGUUAAAUGUCCUCAAUGUGGUGGUGUGAAUCAAUUAUGGUCUGGCGGUGUAAUGAAUGUUUCUAAUCAAAGCCUCUAACGCCUGGUGGCUGAGAGCAUAUGGCUUCUCUGUUGCACAGUUGCCCAUUACAAUUGUCAUUCAAUACCUUGCAAGUUGACUUGGAUAUGAUUAUCACUUUGAUGGAUAGAAAUGAAAUGACAAUGUGCGUUUAUGUGCACGUAAUGUGGCAAGCUAAAGCCACACAUUGCCCUACUCAACUCUUCAACUGUGUUAUCCUCAAUAUGAAAUGUGCAGAACAACAAAUGUAUUGGUUCACAUGCGCAGCAUAAAUACUCAUUGUAUGCUUUAGACCUGUAGUUAAUUGUUCGUAGUUAUAUACUCAAAUAUUUGUUAUUCUUAUUAAAGUUGCGGUAGGUUCGUUUUGAGGGAUGUAAAUAAAUCCCUGUCUACAUCCCUCCGCCGUUGAGAAGCAAGGUAUCCAAGCACCUGUGGUUGAGCUGUGAUAAGGACAUGUGCAAAUGUGAUCGAAAGGCAAGACGGAUUCCUCGAGGCGUCAGGGAAGAGAUGCCCUAAUUGGUCAGCAAAUCAACUGAAUUGUCUGAUUGAGUGGCAGGCGCAUAGUCAACCAGAACAGACAUUCUCAGAAAACUUCCCUUCAACAUCCCCUUUUAAAAAUGUCUCCGGGCUAAUUUGCAGAGACAGAUUUAAUUUGAGUGCAUUAAUUUAACCGACCCCUUCACCCAAGCGAUGCUGAAGCUUUCAAAAUGCCCUCAGCAAAAAUCAAUCGACCAGAUUGAGUUCGGUACCAUUUUAUGCACUCAUGUAAAAUAGAGAAAAGUAUCAAGAUAAUCAAUUUUUGGAAUCACUUCACAGGAAAAAUGAACCCCUAAACAACAUAGUCAAACACCAUGGGGGCCUGUUCUACUUUGAACGGUAACAGUAGGUAGUCCCACUCUGUCUGUGCGUUUACAUGCACAACGGUGUGGUGAUGAGGUACAGAACAACAACAAACAUUUCUAACUAGCAGCUGUCGUUCUCAAACGGACAUCUUACUUCCAAUCCCUGAUGUGAAGGAAAAACGGGCGUACAACCAGGAGAACACUUCUAUGUA